Echinococcus granulosus is the source of this 579-nucleotide messenger RNA. Its product is annotated as Ras-like GTP-binding protein Rho1. The record is from RefSeq and is a predicted model, not a curated record. NCBI's taxonomy places the organism in Eukaryota, Metazoa, Platyhelminthes, Cestoda, Cyclophyllidea, Taeniidae. Gene Ontology annotation, molecular function: GTPase activity; GTP binding. The transcript is spliced from 3 exons. The coding region runs from base 1 to 579 and encodes 192 amino acids. Gene Ontology annotation, biological process: cell migration; small GTPase-mediated signal transduction.
AUGGCUACUAUUCGCAAGAAAUUAGUGAUAGUUGGGGAUGGCGCUUGCGGAAAGACGUGUCUUCUCAUCGUUUUCAGCAAAGAUCAGUUCCCUGAGGUCUAUGUACCCACCGUCUUCGAAAAUUACGUCGCUGACAUCGAGGUUGAUGGCAAGCACGUAGAGCUCGCUCUGUGGGAUACAGCCGGACAGGAGGAUUAUGAUCGUCUUCGGCCCUUAUCUUACCCCGACACCGACGUUAUCUUGAUGUGCUUUUCCAUCGACAGCACGGACAGCUUGGAAAAUCUUGCCGAGAAGUGGUGCCCCGAGGUAAAGCACUUCUGCCCAAAUGUCCCCAUUUUGGUGGUUGGGAACAAACGUGAUCUUCGUGAUGAUGAUGUUGCUAUUCAUGGCCUUACGAAAAUGCGGCAAGAGAUCGUGCAGCCGGAAAAUUGCAGAUUGAUGGCUGAGAAGCUAAAUGCUUAUGCCUACCUGGAAUGUUCUGCCAAGACAAAGGAGGGUGUACGAGAGGUCUUUGAGACAGCAGCUAGGGCGGCCCUGUACACAAAGCGAAAAGGCAAAAGGACGUGUGAUACGCUCUAG